CUCCGUCCAUGCCCUUGCCAGACAGCCAAUCGAAUCUCGCGUGGCAUCGACGCCUUCCUCAAUCGCGACCUCCGGUCGCUUUCCCUUCCCUUUUCGUCGGAUUCAUAGCCACCGGCCGCGGAGAAACGACGAGAGAUUUCGGUUUGUUCCUUCUGUCACGAGAGAUUCAACAGCUGAUCCGUCGGUGGUGGACCUAGAGUAGUUGGAUCGAGAAAAAAAGGGGGGAAGAGAUGGCUUUCAAUUUCACCGGCACGCAGCAGAAAUGCAAGGCCUGUGACAAGACUGUCUACCUCGUGGAUCAGCUCACCGCCGACGGAAUCGUCUUCCAUAAGUCCUGCUUCAAGUGCAAUCAUUGCAAAGGAACCCUCACGCUAAGUACAUAUUCAUCCAUGGAAGGUGUUUUGUAUUGCAAGCCUCACUUUGAACAACUCUUCAAGGAAUCUGGCAACUUCCACAAGAAUUUUCAGUCAUCUGCAAAAUCUGCUGAUAAAGCUCCAGAACUGACUAGAUCUCCUAGCAAAGCUGCCGGUAUGUUUUCAGGAACACAGGAGAAAUGUGCUACCUGUGGUAAAACAGCAUAUCCUCUCGAAAAGGUUAGUGUUGAAGGCCAAGCCUACCACAAGUCCUGCUUCAAGUGCUCUCAUGGAGGCUGCUCAAUCACCCCUUCCAAUUAUGCUGCCCUUGAAGGGAUUCUCUACUGCAAACACCAUUUCUCCCAACUUUUCAAGGAAACAGGAAGCUAUAACCACCUCACUAAGUCUGCUUCGAUCAAGCACGCCGCCGCCGCCGUGACUGCUCCUAAUCUGUAGCCAUAUUUGCUUCUUUUAGUUAUGUGGAGCAAAACUAACUUAGGAGCAACUGCUCCUGUGCUUAAUUUUCCCCUUAGAUUUUUCUCAAGAUUCAUGUUCUCUUAAAAUGUUUGUGUUCAGUGUGGAAAAUGGGAAAUGAUUUCAGAUGUGAAUUAUAUGUUAGUUUGUUGUGUUUAAAGUUAAUCUACACUUAUGAUA
This is a messenger RNA of Zingiber officinale, 1007 nucleotides long. RefSeq names its product LIM domain-containing protein WLIM2b-like. Gene Ontology annotation, cellular component: actin cytoskeleton; plasma membrane. The transcript has 5 exons. Gene Ontology annotation, biological process: actin filament bundle assembly. Gene Ontology annotation, molecular function: actin filament binding. Lineage: Eukaryota; Viridiplantae; Streptophyta; Magnoliopsida; Zingiberales; Zingiberaceae. The record is from RefSeq and is a predicted model, not a curated record. The coding region runs from base 231 to 809 and encodes 192 amino acids.